Molecule: messenger RNA, 2228 nt
Organism: Salvelinus fontinalis (brook trout)
Lineage: Eukaryota; Metazoa; Chordata; Actinopteri; Salmoniformes; Salmonidae
Product: grainyhead-like protein 2 homolog
Exons: 23
Coding region: 1-1917 (638 amino acids)
Biological process (GO): neural tube development; brain development; regulation of transcription by RNA polymerase II
Cellular component (GO): nucleus
Molecular function (GO): RNA polymerase II cis-regulatory region sequence-specific DNA binding; DNA-binding transcription activator activity, RNA polymerase II-specific
Source: RefSeq, a predicted model, not a curated record
AUGCCUCAGGAGUUUGACAAGUGUCUGGUGUCUGGUGAUUUGUGUCGUCUCAUUGUGUUGUGUCCUCCAGUGUCUGGUGGUUUGUGUCGUCUCAUUGUGUCCCUCCAGUGUCUGGUGUCUGGUGUCUGGUGUCUGGUGUCUGGUGGUUUGUGUCGUCUCAUUGUGUCUCUCCAGUGUCUGUGUCUCUCCAGUAAGCGUCUGGUGGUGGUGGUGCCCAAUGAGAUGGCUGCCCCGUCUCGGAGGUCCUUCAGCAGUGAGGACGAGGAAUGGAAGACCUACCUGGAGAACCCUCUGACUGCAGCCACCAAGGCCAUGAUGAGCGUCAAUGGAGACGAGGACAGUGCUGCCGCUCUGGGACUGCUCUAUGAUUACUACAAGAUCCCAAGAGACAAGCGACUGCCGGCCAGCUCUAAAACACCAGAGACAUCAGCCCCUGACUCCCAGGGAAACCUGGAGACCCUGGAGAGUCGUGUUCAAGGGCUAAAAUCUGAACCCGUCAACCUGUCUCUAAACAUCCAGCAGCUGGACUGCACAGACAGGCAAGGGUAUGGAGGGACACCUGGGGAGGCAGUGGGAGCUGUGGUGAAGACUGAGGACCAGACGUCUUGCUACAUGGCUCUUGGGGGGCCUGGGGGGUCGUACAGGGGAGAGGGGGAGCGGCAGCAGGUCCGGGUGGUUUAUGAGCAGAUCAAUCCCAAUUCCCUGGUCAGCCAUGUCAGCCAUGUUGUGAGACACAGAGGCUACACGAAGGAGGAACAGAGUCAGAAGAGUUCUCCAGACAGCACCAACGAUGCCUCGUACCCUGAGGAGCAGGAGUGUUCUCUAGAGGCGCCCAGGUCUGUCAGUCAGAAUCAGAGGGAGGGGCCUAUGACCUACCUGAACAAGGGACAGUUCUACGCUGUGACGCUGCGCGAGAUGGGCGGAGCAAACAAGGGCCGACGCAAUCCAUUCAGCAAAGUGCGGAGUGUGGUGAUGGUGAUGUUCAGUGACAAUAAGGACAGAGAUGAGCAGCUGAAACACUGGACGUACUGGCAUUCCAGACAACACACUGCCAAACAGAGGGUCUUGGACAUCGCCGACUACAAAGAGAGCUUCAACACCAUCGGGAACGUUGAGGAGAUGGCCUACAACGCCGUCUCCUUCACCUGGGAUGUCAACGACGAGGCCAAGGUAUUCAUCACAGUGAACUGUCUGAGUACAGACUUCUCCUGCCAGAAGGGGGUGAAGGGCAUGCCUCUGAUGAUCCAGAUAGACACUUACAGCUAUAACUCUAACCGCGGCUGCAACACACCCACACACAGAGCCUUCUCUGAGAUCAAGGUCUUCUGUGACAAGGGAGCAGAACGUAAAAUCCGUGGCGAGGAGAGGAAGCAGAUGCGGAUGAAGCCCAAAGGGACGGACGGGAGUCUGGCAGCGUUGAACAGGACGCCAGAUACAAUGUUUUUCAAGUCCCUCUCUGACCUGGACACCCAGCCUGUCCUGUUCAUCCCAGACGGAAACUUUGGGCACGUGCAGAGGACUGGACAGGUCUUUGCCUUCAACACAGAGGAGAUGGAGAGGGAAGGGGGUGUCGUGAUGAAGAGGGUGUCACGACCUGCUGAGGAACACGGCUGUCCGCUUCCUGUCAAACACUUCAAACCAGAAACCCGGAAGAGAGUCCUGCUGUACGUGAGGAAGGAGUCAGAUGAGGUGUUUGACGCCUUGAUGCUGAAGUCUCCCACCCUGAUGGCCUUGCUGGAAGCAAUCUCAGAGAAGUAUGCCGUACCUCGCGAGAAGACCACCAUCUACCAGGACAACCGAGGGAUCCUGGUGAACAUGAAUGACAAUAUCAUAGAGCACUAUUCCAACGAGGACACCUUCAUCCUGGCCAUCGAGAGGUCAGCGGACUGCUUCCGGGUCACGCUGGCAGAGAUCUGACCCUUUGUGAGGGAGUAAAGGGGCCUCUCGUCUCAAACCUCACUGGACGGCAGCCACACCUCAGAGUCCGUAGCUCAGAGCCAAUGCUGGACGCCGAGGCUCUCACUCCAGAAGGUGGCUUUACUGCGUCCUUCUCAGUCGUGAUCGGAUCAACCAAAAAGAACCCUGUGGAAUAGCUCCCCCUGCAGGUGGAGAUUGGGACUCCAGGGCUCUGAUCUCUCUCUCUCUCUCCAGUAGGGUUCCAUUAGUUUCCUCUCUGAUCUGCCUCUCUCUCUCCAGUAUGGUUCCAUUAGUUUCCUCUCUGAUCUGCC